Messenger RNA from Moneuplotes crassus, 1140 nucleotides. The record is from the annotation of a GenBank genome assembly. Lineage: Eukaryota; Ciliophora; Spirotrichea; Euplotida; Euplotidae.
AUGGAGCAUAUUCAUAAGUCCAAACCCUUCUACAAACACAGCACACAUGGCGAUCACAAGAAGAAGGCUGAAGAACUACUCAAAAAGUACUGCCAAGGACUAGCUAAUCUCAGAAGAAAGAAGGGAAACAGUAGAAAAAACAGAAGAGAAUUGAAGGUUAAUAAGACCCCCGGAGGUAGGAAAGUGUUGGCAGAAGGAGGUCUGGUGGGAACUCAGAAGGGACUCAAUACAUCCCAAAGAGCCUAUACGCCGUUUAUAGGAGAUAUAUCGAGGGGGUUGAUGAAAGAGAAUGAAUUUCAAAGCUGUUUCAGAGUGCCUUCUUCCUCACAAAUGUCUCAAUACAAGAUGGAGAGGAAGAGAAGACUAAAUAAAUCCCAGCAAAUGAAAAGGAGAGCUUACAACAACAGCUUAAUCUCCAGUGAAGGAGUAUUUCAGUCAACUAUCAAUAAAGAUAGUGCCAUGAACUAUUUUAAGCCUAAAAAAAUUGAUAUGUCUCAAUUAAAACCAACAAAUAACCUGAAUAAAAUGAUGAAAAAAGAUUCCGACAUUUUUAGUCUAGAAAAUAAGCUAGGGUAUUAUAAGACUGAAAGCAAGAAAAGCCUGAAAGGAUAUCUCAAUGCCCUUCGCUCGGCUCAGAUGAAUUUGAAAGCUGCUGAGCAACAUACUAAGGAUAUACUCUCAUAUCAGAACUCAAAAUUUAAGGACUCUGCAAUUUCUAAAAUGAAGAGUGAAAAUAUUGUAGAAACUCCUACCAAUAAUGAAUAUGCUGUAUCCUUCAAAGAGUAUGAGAGUAAUUACAACAGGAAAUAAUGUUCAUUCAAGAGAUAGUUCAAAAAAUCCCCGCCAAAGAGUACUAAGCACUAAGGAUUUCAGCCCAGGAGGAGCCUCUCCCUACCGAAUGGACAAGAAUCACAACUACAACUCAAGUUAUCCAAGGUUAUCUGGAAAACAAGUGACCAACCCCAGAAUGGGCAAGUUACAAUCGUUAAAGGAACGAAAGAGGCAUACAAUGAGACAGUGGAUGAGAAGUUCAACUAGAAGAAGAAGAGUUAUAAAGAACAUGUCAAAGCCUGUGAUUAGAAAGAAGAGGCCUGUAACUACCGGAUAUUAAUCAUAAAAUUGGCACAUACCUGUAUCUUU